CCAAAUCACGGAGUGCUCUGCCUGGAACAAGCUAGGUUAGCUGAUCGUUUGCGCGGCGACGCGGAACCCUUCGUUGUAUGCAGGAACGCGGGCCAGGGACGCACCUCUACGCUCCUCAAUGAGCGGCUUCUAUGUUGACACGCCGUCAAACAUGUCCGACGACGAGCGUUCCCAGGACCACGGUGGUCGUGGCGCUGACUUGGCCAAUACCAGCGAUGACGACGACUUCGAUGACGAUGACCUCUCGUCGCUGCCCUACCCGCAACCCCUCCCCCGCAGCGCCUUUCUCUCCCAGGACUUCAAGGCGUCGGAGUAUUUGUCAACCCUGCGCAACAGGCACCAGACGCUGUCCGACUUGCGAGCCGAGCUACGAGCGAGGAGCCAGAUGCUGUCGAAAGAGCUCCUGGAUCUGGUGAACAACGAAUACCAGGCGUUUCUUGGGCUGGGGGGAGAUCUGCGAGGGGGCGAGGAGAAGGUCGAGGCUGUCAGAGUGGGCGUUCUGGGCUUCGUGAAGGGCGUGGAUGGAGUCAAGAGCGCGGUCAAGGCGAGGAAGGAUGAGGUGGAUGCGCUGUUGGCGGAGAAGAAGCGAACUGCAGAGCAAAUCGCCAUCGGGCGACGGCUGGUCGAGAUUCACACGCGGAUUGGAGAGCUGGAGCAUGCAUUGGCCCUUGCCGUACCCGCGAAGGAGACGCGCAAAGGAGGCCAUGACGAGGAUGCAGGCGAGGACGAGGACAGCGAGUCCGAGGAUGAAGACGACGACGAUGAAGAAGACGAGGAUGGAGAGGACAUUGUUGGCGUGCCACGUCUUGAGCGUCUCGUCAUGACCUACCUGGUCGUGCUACAGAUGAUUGAGCAGGUCGGCCCGGAUCACCCGUUCUUGGUCAAGCAACAGGUCAGGCUGGACAAGAUACGAGAAACGCUGCUGCUGGAUCUGAGCACGGCACUGAAGCAGGCGAAAGCCGCCGGCGCGAAGGGCAAGGCGAAAUUGCUGCGUGUCGUUGCACUGUACGGAGAGCUGAGCGAGGGCAGGGAAGCGAUCAGAGUACUCAAAGAGACGAAGACACAGGGAUGAAAGGCUAUCGGGACGCGAACGUGCUUCAGACUGGACUUGUUUCAUGAUUCGCAUUCGUCGCUUGCGCGUUCAGUUGACGGGCAGCGGGUUGAUCGUUCUAUACGCAGACGUUGGUCUCUACCGAUUUUUCUUUGCGCUGGGGAAAAUCCACUUCGGCACCGUGGCAAACACCCCAAUUCGGAGGGCUCACACCUUUACAUACGAGACAAUUGGCCUUGGGUGCCUAACUCACUUCAUGCUGGCGAUGCUCUCGCCAGCAACAAUGGUCGCCUUUAGCGGCGUAAAGUUGGGGAUGUCGCCAAAGAUGGCAGCGCCGUCCUCAGCAGCUGCGGCUUGGAACUUCUCGGCAGACUCGAAGGUCAGGAUGGCCUCGAUUUGAUAGGGCGACUGCGUGAUUUGGGGUGUGAGCAAAGGCUGUGGUAUAGACCUCGCAACAAAUAGAAUGCUAUGUGGGGUUGCUGCUGACCUCAGAGCCGUCGGCUUGGGGGCCAAGUUUGGCAACCUUCCAGUCGAGCAAGCCUUUGUUCUUCCAUGUGUUCUCGACGAGGGGCAUGUGGGUUGCAAGGUAGCUGGGAAACAAGGCAUCAGCUUUUCUCGUGGAACGCUCACAGGAAGAAUAAGUAGUCGUACUAGUCUAGGUUGAAUUCACCCUGCGGGUACAGCACGGUGACCAGGAUAGGCAUCUUGAAAUUGGCUUCGAACGUUCGAGAGUCCUUUGUCAGUUGGAACUUUGGGAUGAUAUAGGGCUAUACAAAACAACUCGGGGGACCAAAAAAAGCUGAGAACUGCGGAAAUUUGUGUACGCGAGGAGCUGACAUGGGAAGACGGCUUUAUAUACUGCCACUCAAUAAACACCUGUACCCGAUCGACUUAAGCUGGCAGUCCACAUGCGCGCCGAAGUGAGGGGCACAAAACAGUCCUUUCAAGCAGCCCACCCGCGUUAGCCCCUCCUCUUUUCCAACCUCGACCGACGCUUUUUUUUGGGUCCAG
Molecule: messenger RNA, 2062 nt
Organism: Verruconis gallopava
Lineage: Eukaryota; Fungi; Ascomycota; Dothideomycetes; Venturiales; Sympoventuriaceae
Exons: 1
Coding region: 119-1072 (317 amino acids)
Biological process (GO): intra-Golgi vesicle-mediated transport; Golgi organization; protein transport
Cellular component (GO): COG complex; membrane
Source: RefSeq, a predicted model, not a curated record